GGCGCUGGGGGCGCUGCGGUGUCUGCUCUGGAGGGCAAAUGGCCGCGGCAAAGUCGGGCGUGCUUUCCCUUGCUGAUGGAGAGCUUAUUUCGUGUGAAGAAGCAUCCCCCCCUCAAAGGAAAACCCCCAUAUGAAUAGCUCUGCCUGUUCAAACUUCCGUGGCGAUGCAGCCCCCUGUCCUCACACUGCAGAUCCGUGUUUCAAGCCAAGGCGGAGAAAAAACAUGCCCCACAACAGCUCUGUGGUGUUGACGUUGUGGGCUUGACAACAACCCUGCGGUGUAGGAAUACUCUCAGUGUAGGUGGGGUGUGAAGCUGGAGCGCAUGGCAGCUACACGACCCUGCAAUAUCAUCGCAGGUUAGAGCUGGCGCUGAGACUGGUUUGGUUUUGCAGACCAAAAUCCCACUCAAUUCAUACUAUGGCUUAUAGCUGUAGCGCUUAUUUAUUAUAUUUUUUAAUUUUAAAAAAAAUCCCGCCUUUCUUCCACCGUGGGGGGUUUCCUGCUGGUCCCAUUUCAUCCAGGUACUGAUCCAGACCCGGAUCUCGGGCAGGAUGGCUUCACAGAUGCCCACUGCUCCUCUCUGGACGAUGCUUCUGCAUUACCUGCUUGGAGCACCAGGUGGCUGGUUCUGGAUGGGGCCUUUCUCAGCUCGGUUGCAUCACUUCCUUUUGGCUUUCUUCUGUGAGAGCGUGGAAGGCGAGGCUGUUUCUUCGUCCCUGUUCCGGCAAGGAGGCUCCUGUGCAGACGCCCCGAAGAGCAUUCUUUGCACGCGUUUAAAAGGGCAGGAGGGAAGCGCCUUGGAGCCGCGAUCCAUCUUUUCUUUUUCUUUUGCAAGGACUACCCCCCUGUCUCUCGCGGAGGCCGUCGGAAGCAUGGGAGUCACCUGUGUUUCCCAGAUGCCAGUGACGGAGGGGAAGAGUGUCCAGCAAACAGUUGAAAUUUUAACAAGAAAGCUUGAGCUACUUGGAGCAGAGAAACAGGGGACCUUUUGUGUAGACUGUGAAACAUACCACACUGCACCCUCCACAAUGGGCAAUCAAGGGCAGGCUGCCAAGCUGAUGUAUGUGAUGCACAAUUCCGAAUAUCCCCUCAGCUGCUUCGCUCUCUUUGAAAAUGGUCCUUGCCUCAUAGCGGAUGCCAACUUUGACGUGCUUAUGGUGAAGCUGAAAGGCUUCUUUCAGAAUGCCAAAGGGAACAAGAUAGAGAGCCGGGGAACCCGGUACCAAUACUGCGAUUUCUUGGUGAAGAUUGGCACUGUUACCAUGGGGCCCAGCGCCCGUGGUAUAUCUGUGGAGGUGGAAUACUGUCCGUGUGUGGUGGCCAACGACUGCUGGAACCUGUUAAUGGAGUUCAUGCAAAGCUUCAUGGGAAGUCACGCUCCCGGAAUCCCUUCUGUGUUUAGCAAUAAGCACGACAGCAUCUACAGCUCGGCUGACACAAUGGUCCAGUACAUGGAACUCUUCAACAAGAUUCGCAAGCAGCAGCAGGUGCCUGUCACAGGAAUCAGAUGAGGAAAGCUUCGUAAGGCCUUCUUUCACGGGAGCAAUCAGUUUGCUGAAUAGUCGGUUGAAAUUGCAGUUCCAUCCCAGUAGUCCAGAUCACAAUUUUUUCCCAUUAAAUCAAUGCAGUCUGUCUCCCUAAGAGAGGUAGAAUUAAUUCUGUCUCAUCUCAAACCUCCAGGGGUAUGCCUCUCUUAUAAUAAUGGCAUACUUUGCCUUAGACUGCUAUCUCAGAGAUCUGCCUCCCGCUCUUGAAGCAAGAUUCCUGCCCCUGAGUGGAAACUGGAGGAAAACAAUCAUCUUGAAGGAGCACAGGUUGAAAUUGCAUAUAAAUAGGAGAAUGGGCUUUGGGGGUCCUUAAUUUCCUUGACUGACUACGAGUGAACAUGAAAUUUCUAUGAGAGUGAAAAUAUGUUAAUAUGGCUUUUAUUAAAAGAACUUUAAUUUUGCAUAUUAAUGUUGUAGAUGUUAUCUGUUUUAUAGAUUUUAUCCUAUAAUUUGUGGGAGAUUUAUAUUUUGGGUUGAAAUGUAAUAUCUCGUUGAAGCAAGCAAGAUAAAUUAUCUGUUGGCCUAUCUGUGUUUAAGUUAUUGACAUCUCACUAUCUUCAAAAAGCAUUUGAGAGGAAUAAAAUGUUUGGGCUUUAGGUUCAUUUCACUGAAGUCUUAGGGCUUAAUUCCUCUGCCUUCUUGACUAAUGUUUUCUACUGGAACAGAUAAAAGCCCUGACAGUGCAAAACUUGUACAGAGCAAGAUUUCAGUCAAAAUCACUAAGGCAUCAUUAUCUUUUGAAGACGAUAUCAAAAAAAUGCACAACAUUUUCACCUUAUUGUAUUUGUUUGUGCUUUGAAACUUGUUAUGUUUUGUUACUUCUACAGUUUUUUGUGUUUACUGCAUUUAAAGCUUCCCAAAUUAAAAAAACAAACAAACACAAAACUAA
Podarcis muralis (Common wall lizard) is the source of this 2437-nucleotide messenger RNA. RefSeq names its product mediator complex subunit 20 (gene MED20). Gene Ontology annotation, biological process: regulation of transcription by RNA polymerase II. The record is from RefSeq and is a predicted model, not a curated record. Gene Ontology annotation, cellular component: mediator complex. NCBI's taxonomy places the organism in Eukaryota, Metazoa, Chordata, Lepidosauria, Squamata, Lacertidae. Gene Ontology annotation, molecular function: transcription coactivator activity.